Oldenlandia corymbosa var. corymbosa is the source of this 2573-nucleotide messenger RNA. The record is from the annotation of a GenBank genome assembly. Lineage: Eukaryota; Viridiplantae; Streptophyta; Magnoliopsida; Gentianales; Rubiaceae.
AUAUUAUGCUGCUUGUGAUACAUAGAUAAAAUGAAAAUGAUAAAUCCGAUCUGUCUCACAAGAAUAAAAAAGGAAAAUGUCAAAAGAUGUUGACUUAUUUUCUUCGCGUUAACAAAAUAUCCGCGAAGUCCAGCUCCUUAACUCAAGUUGGAAGUUGGAACCCUAUUACCCUACCACAAAUCCCCAAUCUGCGUAGAUUUCUUUGGUCAUAUCAUCACCCAGAAAAGCAGAGGAGAAUAUCUUCUGGACAGAAAGAAUCAGAUAACAUGAGCGAAGCCCUAAACAGGGAGGCGUUCCGGCAGGCCGUGGUGAACACACUCGAGAGGCGACUCUUUUAUAUCCCUUCUUUCAAGAUCUACCGUGGCGUCGCCGGUCUUUACGAUUAUGGCCCACCUGGUUGUGCCGUCAAGUCAAAUGUCCUCGCUUAUUGGCGUCAGCAUUUUGUGUUGGAGGAGAAUAUGUUGGAAGUGGAUUGCCCAUGUGUGACGCCAGAGGUAGUGCUGAAGGCUUCCGGUCAUGUGGAUAAGUUCACUGAUCUUAUGGUGAAAGAUGAGAAGACUGGGAAUUGCUUCAGAGCUGAUCAUUUGCUCAAGGAUUUUUGCAAAGACAAGCUUGAGAGAGAGCCUAAUCUUGAUCCGAAAAAACAAGCUGAGUUGAGGCAUGUUCUUGCUGUGUUGGAUGACCUUUCUGCUGAAGAGCUUGGUGCAAAACUCAAGGAGUAUGCAAUUACUGCUCCCGACACCAAGAAUCCUCUUUCUGAUCCCUACCCUUUCAAUCUAAUGUUCCAGACCUCCAUUGGUCCAUCUGGUACACUUCCGGGUUAUAUGCGCCCUGAGACUGCUCAAGGUAUAUUUGUGAACUUCAAAGAUUUAUACUAUUACAAUGGGAGCAAGCUACCUUUUGCCGCUGCACAAAUAGGGCAAGCUUUCAGGAAUGAGAUUUCUCCGCGCCAAGGGCUUCUAAGAGUUCGCGAAUUUACAUUGGCUGAAAUAGAGCAUUUUGUGGAUCCUGAGGACAAGUCUCAUCCAAAAUUUACUGAAGUCGCAAAUUUGGAGUUUUUAAUGUUCCCCAGGGAAGACCAGGUGUCGGGAGAAUCAGCCAGGAAAAUACCCAUUGGCCAAGCUGUCGCUCAGGGCAUUGUUAACAAUGAAACGCUUGGGUAUUUUAUUGGGAGAGUGUAUCUCUUCUUGACAAACCUUGGUAUUGAUAGAGAUCGGUUAAGGUUCCGCCAACAUCUGGCAAAUGAAAUGGCGCACUAUGCUGCUGAUUGUUGGGAUGCAGAGAUUGAAUGCUCUUUUGGGUGGAUAGAAUGUGUUGGCAUUGCUGAUAGAUCAGCCUAUGACUUGCGUGCUCAUACGGAUAAAAGUGGUGUGGCCCUUGUUGCACACGAAAAGCUUCCAGAACCUAUAGAAGUGGAGAAACUUGUGAUAGCUCCAGUGAAGAAAGAACUUGGUCUUGCUUUCAAGGGUAACCAAAGGAUGAUUGUUGAAGCUCUAGAGUCCAUGGAUGAAAAAGAAGCUCUGGAGCUAAAAGCGACCUUGGAGUCCAAGGGAGAAGCAGAGUUUAAGGUUUGCACUCUUGAUAAGGUGGUUACGAUCAAGAGUAACAUGGUUACAAUCUCCAAAGAGACAAAGAAAGAACACCAGAAGGUUUUCACACCGUCGGUGAUUGAACCUUCCUUUGGCAUUGGAAGGAUUAUAUAUUGUCUUUAUGAGCAUUCUUUCUAUACUAGACCUAGCAGAGAUGGCGAUGAACAACUGAAUGUCUUCCGCUUUCCCCCACUGGUUGCGCCAAUAAAGUGCACUGUGUUUCCGUUGGUUCAGAACCAACAGUAUGAAGAUGUUGCAAAACAGAUUGCUAGAUCACUUACUGCUGCUGGGAUCUCACAUAAGAUUGAUAUUACAGGCACAUCAAUAGGCAAGCGGUAUGCAAGGACCGAUGAACUUGGUGUUCCUUUUGCUAUUACAGUUGAUUCAACAACAUCAGUGACAGUGAGGGAGAGGGAUAGCAAGCAACAGAUUCGUGUUAAUGUGGAUGAAGUCGCGACAGUAAUUAAAGAAGUUACGGAGGGCCUCAGCACCUGGGGUGAUGUAUUGUGGAAGUAUCCCACUCAUACAGCCUGAUCUGCAAUGUGUGGUUACAGAGUUCCCUUAUACAGAGUAUUAAAGUUCAGCCAGACAUUGAAGAUCUCCUCAUUAGACACCUUUCCGAUGUAUAAUUUUUGUAACCUUGUUUUUUGGACAUCUUUGCUUGUAAGCUAUUUUGUAAUUGUCAAGUUGACUGAUUGGGCUGUUGUAAGUUUUACUUAGUUUAACAAUAUAAGCUCAACUUACAAAUUCAAGCACGCCUAAAUGUGCUGCAGUAAAGCACUCUCAUGAGCCGCCUAAGAACACAUGGAGCAAAGGAUGAAAUUUGGAUCAUAGCCUAUUACUAUAUUAUGCUUUUGAAUUUGGGGAACUAAUUUGAUUGCUAAAUAUUGGAAAGCAUAUAUUGUUACUCUCAACUCUCGAGCGGAUCCUUUGCAGUUUGCACAACAGCAUCGUUUGUUAGCUAUUAGAACAAAGUAAAGCUCC